AACCUUCUUCACAAGAAGUACAAGAAACCAAAAAAAAAACACAAAACUAAAACACUUUAAACUCCUUUUUUGUGUGUGAUCCCAAAACCUAAGCUUUGAAUAUACAACAAUGAAGUGCUUUACCACAAUUGCUUUCUUGGUCUGCCUUGCCGUAGUCUCUGCCGAACCUCCAGCAAAUAACUAUUUGCCACCCAAUCAACAGCAACAACCCUCCAACAACUACUUGCCACCCCAGAACUCGUAUCAGGCCCCCAACAGUAAUUAUUUGCCCCCUCAACGUGGUGGUGGUGCCCCUGGUGGUGGUGUUGCUGCUCCCUCAAAUAGUUAUGGUGCUCCCGCUCUAACCUCAGCCAUUUUCCCCAAACAAGGUGCUGGUGCUCCCUCAUCUGCCUAUGGUGCUCCUGCUGCUGGAGGUUAUGGACAAAAUGCCGGCGGUUAUGGUGGUGCUGAAGAAAAUUACGGUCCUGCCAAAUACGAAUUCAAAUAUGACGUUCAAGAUUAUGAAUCGGGCAAUGAUUUCGGUCAUAUGGAGGCUCGUGAUGGUGAUUUCACUACUGGCCGUUACUAUGUUUUGUUGCCCGAUGGUCGUAAACAAAUCGUGGAAUACGAAGCCGAUCAAAAUGGUUAUCGUCCCUCGAUUCGUUAUGAACAGGUCAAUGGUGGUCAACAGGGUGCCGGUGGACGUGGUGGCAAUUACAAUAACGGUGGUUACGAUAGCAAUGCACAACAACAACAAGGCAAAUUUGGUGGUUAUCAAUAAGGCUCAAAAAAAACUCGAAACAAACUAGGCUU
Molecule: messenger RNA, 792 nt
Organism: Musca vetustissima
Lineage: Eukaryota; Metazoa; Arthropoda; Insecta; Diptera; Muscidae
Product: pro-resilin-like
Exons: 2
Coding region: 110-760 (216 amino acids)
Cellular component (GO): extracellular matrix
Source: RefSeq, a predicted model, not a curated record